AUGGGCUUUCCAACAGCUAUAUGCAUUCAGUCUAAGGUGACACUACCGUAUGCCUUUCUUCAUAUGAGACACAACUUGAAAUAUUUUGAUAAAAUGAGAUGCUUGCGGAAACGAUCAGCAGUGUCAUUCUUAGGCGUCCUUGUCAUUUGCUUGCUCUUCAUGAAUUUGUACAUUGAAGAUGGUUAUGUUUUGGAAGGGGACAAGCAAUUAAUCAGAGAAACAGCCACGCACCAGCUCAACCCAGAGCGCUAUGCUCACACAUACAAAGAUUUGUCUAAUUUCUCAGGAUCUAUAAACAUUUCCUAUCGCUACCUAGCUGGCACGCCUUUGCCAAGGAAAAGGUAUCUUACAAUCGGGCUAUCUUCUGUGAAACGGAAAAAAGGAAACUACUUGCUUGAGACCAUCAAGUCCAUAUUUGAACAGUCAAGUUAUGAGGAACUUAAAGAAAUCACAGUGGUAGUACAGCUGGCAGAUUUUGAUUCAGCCUGGUGUGAAGGGAUGGUCCAGGAUAUUUCACAGAAAUUUGCACAUCACAUAAUUGCAGGCAGACUAAUAGUUAUUCAUGUCCCUGAGGAGUAUUAUCCAAUACUGGAUGGUCUCAAGAGAAAUUACAAUGACCCAGAAGACCGCGUGAAGUUUCGAUCCAAACAAAAUGUUGAUUAUGCUUUCCUGCUUAACUUUUGUGCUAAUCUUUCUGACUAUUAUGUGAUGCUAGAAGAUGAUGUUCGCUGUUCAAAGAACUUUUUGACCACUGUUAAGAAAGUAAUUACCUCAAGAGAAGGAUCCUACUGGGUAACUUUGGAAUUCUCCAAACUGGGGUAUAUUGGAAAGCUUUACCAUUCCCAUGACCUCCCACGCCUGGCCCAUUUUUUGUUGAUGUUUUACCAAGAAAUGCCUUGCGAUUGGCUGUUGAUCCACUUUCGUGGACUGUUAGCUCAAAAGGAAGUGAUACGUUUUAAGCCAUCACUGUUCCAGCACAUGGGAUACUAUUCAUCUUACAAAGGAGCUGAAAACAAACUAAAGGAUGAUGAUUUUGAAGAGGAAUCAUUUGAUAUCCCUGACAACCCCCCUGCAAACUUGCACACCAAUAUGAAUGUAUUUGAAAACUACGAAGCAAGCAAGGCUUACAGUAGCAUUGAUGAGUACUUCUGGGGCAAGCCUCCUUCUACAGGGGACUUCUAUGGGAUUGUAUUUGAAAAGCCUAUUAAAAUCAGUAAGAUUAAAGUUAUCACUGGAACUGAAGACCGGCAAAAUGACAUUUUGCAUUAUGGGGCCUUGGAAGUAGGAGAGAAGAUUGUAGGGAGUAGAAUAGGGAGAAAAUGUACUACAUACUUGAGACUAGGGGAAUUCAAAAAUGGGAAUUUUGAAAUGACAGAUGUAGAGCACAAAGUUCUGUUUGAUAUUAGCUGCAUGAGAAUUCUUGUUACCAAAAGUCAAAAAGAGUGGCUAAUCAUUAGGAGCAUUAGCAUCUGGACUUCUCAAACAUCAAGUCAAUAA
Messenger RNA from Phasianus colchicus (ring-necked pheasant), 1497 nucleotides. It is a transcript of the gene MGAT4C, whose product is annotated as MGAT4 family member C. The record is from RefSeq and is a predicted model, not a curated record. Gene Ontology annotation, molecular function: acetylglucosaminyltransferase activity. Gene Ontology annotation, biological process: protein N-linked glycosylation. NCBI's taxonomy places the organism in Eukaryota, Metazoa, Chordata, Aves, Galliformes, Phasianidae.